Molecule: messenger RNA, 255 nt
Organism: Dibothriocephalus latus
Lineage: Eukaryota; Metazoa; Platyhelminthes; Cestoda; Diphyllobothriidea; Diphyllobothriidae
Source: the annotation of a GenBank genome assembly
AUGGUCCUUCUGAAGGGUACUGCCUCUCAAGGGAGUCCCGUGGAAGCUAAGAAUGAGGAAUGUAAGGAGACAACUACCGAAAUCCAACACGUCAACGUGACGGCCAAACUUACAUCUAAUCCAUGGGUUAUUAAGCUAGAGGGCAUGAGCACCAGUAUAGACGCCACAUUCAAGACAUGCUCUGCGGCGGCCACGGUGGCGCGCUGGUUUGCUGUCAUUUGUGCCAAUCUGGCCGUUCUCUCCUUCCUCCAUUAG